CAAAAGUAUCAGUUUCUAUUGUUGUUUAUUUCAUUACUAACAUCAUACUUAUUUAGGAUCUACAUUCGAGUUAUGGACAAAACCACUGAGGCUAACUUUUGUUUUAUGGAUCGACUAGGAGAUGGAUAUUUUGGAAUUUUGAAAGUAUCAAUUCAAGGAAAGAUGGAAGAGCAUAAUUCAGACGAUCUUUAUGAUUUGAUCGAGGAGAACAAGAAUGAGACUACUCAUUGCAGACGUACUAGAUCGGGUGCUAGAAAUGGCGAUGAUCUUGAGAAGAAGAAAGACAUUGUUCAUGAGAAAGAUACAAAUACCCAUGAUGAGGAGAAAGAACAAAUCAUGAAUAUUGAUCAUAACGUGGAUGAGAUAAAUUACACUCAAAUGAAA
Molecule: messenger RNA, 384 nt
Organism: Linum tenue
Lineage: Eukaryota; Viridiplantae; Streptophyta; Magnoliopsida; Malpighiales; Linaceae
Source: the annotation of a GenBank genome assembly